Clunio marinus is the source of this 180-nucleotide messenger RNA. The record is from the annotation of a GenBank genome assembly. Lineage: Eukaryota; Metazoa; Arthropoda; Insecta; Diptera; Chironomidae.
AUGCCCAUUUUGGGUACACAUCUGAGCUGUUGUGAGUUGAAUGCGUGUUUAUUGGAUCCAGAUGGAAGUCAUGAGAAGGAAUUAAGAAACAGCUUCGAGGGGAAAACAGAACUUAAAAUAUUCUACAUCGUAGACAAGAGACGAAAGAAAGUUAUGCAAAGCAGUUUUCUACUUAUUUAA